AUGAACAUGUUCCAGGCGAUCAACAACGCCAUGGAACUCGCACUCAGCUCGGACGACAAGGCGUUACUUUUCGGCGAGGACGUGGCGUUUGGUGGCGUCUUCCGCUGCAGCAUGAACCUCCGUGAACAGUUCGGGAGGGAACGUGUGUUUAACACCCCGCUGUCCGAGCAGGGCAUACUUGGCUUCGCGAUUGGCUUAGCCUCGGUUGGGUACACGCCCAUUGCAGAGAUUCAAUUCGCAGACUACGUUUAUCCGGCGUUUGACCAGAUUGUGAAUGAAGCAGCCAAGUACCGCUACAGGGCGGGGAGUACGUGGCACUGUGGAUCGCUGACGAUCCGUAUGCCCUCUGGUGCUGUUGGCCAUGGAGGCCUCUACCACUCCCAGUCGCCUGAGGCCUUCUUCACUCACUGUCCGGGUUUGAACAUCGUGGUCCCCAGGGGCCCAUCACAAGCCAAGGGCUUGCUCUUGGCCGCGAUCCGGAGUCCAGAUCCGACCCUCGUCUUUGAGCCAAAGGUGCUGUACCGACAAGCGGUCGAGGAAGUGGCCGUGGAUGAUUUCGAGCUCCCAAUUGGCAAGGCCGAAGUGGUCAGAGAGGGCACGGACGUGACUCUCAUCGGCUGGGGUAACCAGGUGCAUCGCCUGCUACAGACAGCGGACCUGGCCACAAAGGAGGGGGUGAGCUGCGAGGUGAUUGACCUGCAGUCUCUUGCUCCCUGGGACGAGGAAGCCGUUCUCACUUCAGUGGAGAAGACCGGCCGAUGCGUCAUAGCCCACGAAGCGCCGAAGACCAGCGGCUUCGGGGCAGAACUGGCGGCCACAGUGCAAGACAAGGGCUUCCUGAAGCUGGAGGCCCCUGUCCAGCGCGUUUGCGGGUGGGACACGCCAUUCCCUCUGGCCUUCGAGGAGUUCUACCUCCCAACGCCGCUGAGGGUUCUUGAUGCCGUGAAGAAGGUGACCUCCUUCUGA
Molecule: messenger RNA, 966 nt
Organism: Symbiodinium natans
Lineage: Eukaryota; Dinophyceae; Suessiales; Symbiodiniaceae
Source: the annotation of a GenBank genome assembly